CCCACAGCAUACCUCUCUGUCACUAGACAUAUAUAUCAUUCCCUCUCUAACUCAGAAACUGAUAUAUAUACUUGAAGGAAGAGAGAGAGAGUGUGUGCGUAGUGUGAAGAUCGACCAUGGAGGAUUUACGUAAGAUGAUGAAUGGGUUAAAACCAGUGGUUUUAAUGGUGAUGGUGCAGAUAGCAUUUGCAGCAGUGAAUGUGUUGUACAAGCUCGCCAUUAAUGAUGGAAUGAGCAUGAGGAUCGCUACUGCCUAUCGCCUACUCUUCGGUUCUGCUUCUACUCUUCCUCUCGCUCUUGUCUUUGAAAGGAACAAGAGACCGAAGCUCACUCGGAGAGUUCUUUUCAUGGCAUUUCUUUGCGGCUUAUUUGGGGGGAGUUUAUUUCAAAACCUUUACUUCGAGGCUCUAGCUUUGACAUCCGCAACAUUUGUUUCUGCUAUUUACAACCUUAUUCCAGCCAUCACUUUCAUAUUGGCUAUCUCUUGCGGCUUUGAAAGAUUAAACUUGGGAGCAGCAGGAGGGAAAGCGAAGGUGUUGGGAACCAUAAUAGGGAUUGGUGGGGCAAUGCUUCUUACUUUCUUCAAAGGCUUCGAAAUCCAAAUUUGGCCCUUCCAUAUUAACCUUUUGCACCCACAUCAUGACCAAAACGGCACCGUUUUGACAACACGACAUGGUCGCUCAGAAUUGCUUGGUGUUCUCUGUGCCCUUGCAAGCUGCUUCUCCUAUGCUUUCUGGCUAAUUAUUCAGGCUAAGAUGAGUGCAGAAUAUCCAUGCCAUCUCUCUAGCACAUCUCUGAUGUCUACAAUGGGAGCAAUGCAAGCCACUGUGUUUGCUCUCUGUAUGGAAAGAGAUUGGAACCAAUGGAAAUUGGAUUGGAAUGUCAGGCUUCUUGCAGUUUCAUUCUCGGGAAUUGUUGCAUCAGGAAUAGUGGUGAUUGUGAUCGCAUGGUGUGUGAGGAUGAAAGGUCCAAUGUUUGCUUCUGCAUUCACUCCUUUAAUGCUUGUAAUAGUGGCCCUUGCUGCUUCUUUAACAUUGAAUGAGAACCUCUAUUUAGGAAGUGUGAUUGGAGCUUUGCUGAUAGUUUGUGGUUUAUACGUUGUGCUGUGGGGCAAGAGCAAGGAAAUGAGGACGAUGACUCAGUUGGUGCCAUCAGAAAUGACCCAACAAGAACUUGAACCCGUUGAAGUUGUUGUCAGCAACUUAGCAGAUCCUAAUAAUCAGAAAAUUUCACCAAAACAAUAAUUAAUUAGUCCAUUGUCAUUGAUUCUGAUCUUCUUCACUUGAUGAUGAUUCACCGAAAACUGGUCAUGAGGAUGAAGAUUAGCACUUGUCUCUGGCAUUGUCGUCUUAAGAGACUUUCAACAUCGAAAGUGCUUAAGAUUUGGAGAUCCUUCUCCACUUGAUAGUAUGGAAUAUUUUAGAUCGAGAGAGAGCGAGAGAGAGAGAGAGAGAGAGCAAGUAGUGGUGGGUCUAAGCUUUACACUUGUACUUUGCCUCCAUGAAGGACGAGCCCAUCUUUUUUUCUCUGUAUAUAUCUCUUAACUUUUUUAGUAAUUAUAUUAUUUUCCCGUCAA
Messenger RNA from Prosopis cineraria, 1576 nucleotides. RefSeq names its product WAT1-related protein At1g25270-like. Lineage: Eukaryota; Viridiplantae; Streptophyta; Magnoliopsida; Fabales; Fabaceae. Gene Ontology annotation, molecular function: transmembrane transporter activity. The record is from RefSeq and is a predicted model, not a curated record. Gene Ontology annotation, cellular component: plasma membrane. The transcript has 7 exons. Bases 117 to 1244 code for a protein of 375 amino acids.